Messenger RNA from Octodon degus (degu), 579 nucleotides. RefSeq names its product homeobox expressed in ES cells 1-like. Gene Ontology annotation, molecular function: RNA polymerase II cis-regulatory region sequence-specific DNA binding; DNA-binding transcription repressor activity, RNA polymerase II-specific. The record is from RefSeq and is a predicted model, not a curated record. The annotation marks the transcript as partial. Lineage: Eukaryota; Metazoa; Chordata; Mammalia; Rodentia; Octodontidae. The transcript has 3 exons. Gene Ontology annotation, biological process: forebrain development; pituitary gland development; regulation of transcription by RNA polymerase II. Gene Ontology annotation, cellular component: nucleus.
AUGCUCAUCACUGGAAGUAUGACCAGGAAGGGCGUAGUGCCUGUCCAGGCUCCACCUUCUCGCUGCUUCCUGGCUCCCAGUCUGAGCAGCUUUCUUCCGAGGUAUUCCGAGCUGAGGGAAGGCAAACCCGCACCCUGCUCCUUUUCCAUCGAGCGCAUCUUAGGACUGGACCAGAAGAAGGACGGGGUGCCGCCGCUGAAGCCUCACAGGCCCUGGGCAGAUGCUUGCAGCUCCUCAGGGAAAGAUGGUAACCUGUGUCUACCCGCCCCGAGUCUGCCUAGCACAGUGGAUCACCCAGGGACAGAAGAAAGAGUUUUAAACCGUGAACAUUACCUCUCAACCUCGGAAAGACUGGCCUUGAAAAGAGAGAUGAGUUGGUGCAGAGGACGAAGACCAAGAACUGCGUUUACUCAAAACCAGAUUGAAGUAUUGGAAAAUGUCUUUAGAGUAAACUGCUAUCCUGGCAUUGAUAUCCGAGAAGACUUAGCUCAAAAACUAAAUCUAGAGGAAGACAGAAUCCAGAUUUGGUUCCAAAACCGGCGGGCAAAGCUGAAAAGGUCCCACAGAGAAUCACAGUUU